Messenger RNA from Pantherophis guttatus, 11317 nucleotides. The record is from RefSeq and is a predicted model, not a curated record. Lineage: Eukaryota; Metazoa; Chordata; Lepidosauria; Squamata; Colubridae.
AGAAACAUCCAGGCCGGGCCAGUGUCUUGGGGCUGAGAGGAAGUUGUGUGUCUCCCCAAGAGGCCAAAGUGCAUGGACCUUGGCCUCUCAGGGCCAACAAGGGCCAUAAGAAACACCCACGAGACCCAGGAAGAGAUAAAGCUUCACAUCCAUUCAGGAAUAUGGAGUGAAUCUCCAUCCCCCGCCCUUCCCUUCUCAGAUGGAGUUUCAAGACGUGAUCAGCUCUUGGCUCAGCAAAGAAUGCACAGCAUGAUCAACUCAGUGGAUGUGAAAUCAGAAAUUCCUGUUGGAUUAGAACAAGUCAGACCAUUAGAUUUGCGAACUGAUAUCAGGAUGAUGGCACCCAUGAUGGAUCCCUUGAUGCAGGAAAAGCAGUUACAACAGGAAUUAAUCCUGAUUCAACAUCAGCAGCAGAUUCAGAAACAGCUUUUGAUAGCAGAAUUUCAGAAACAGCAUGAGAAUCUGACACGACAGCACCAAGCACAGAUCCAAGAGCACAUAAAGUUACAAAAGGAACUCUUAGCCAUUAAGCACCAACAAGAACUUCUUGAAAAAGAACAGAAACUUGAACAACAGAGGCAAGAACAGGAAUUGGAGAGACAUCACAGGGAGCAAUGUCCACCAAUCAAAAGCCGAGAAAGAAGCCGAGAAAGAGCAGUGGCCAGUACUGAAGUGAAGCAGAAACUUCAAGAGUUCCUGCUGAGUAAAUCAGCGGCAAAAGACUCACUGUCUAAUGGAAAGAAUCAUUCCAGUAGCCGGCGCCCCAAGCUCUGGCACAUGGCUUCCCAUCAUACCUCACUAGAUCAGGCUUCUCCUCCCCUUUGUGGGACAUCUUCAUAUAAAUACACAUUGCCAGGGGCACACGAUGCCAAGGAUGACUUUCCACUCCGCAAAACUGGUUAUGUGGAGAGUCAAGGAGAUCAUCUUGAGGAAAAGGUAGUGUUUGGAAGAGAUUCAGCUUCCGAACCCAAUUUGAAAGUUCGCUCCAAGUUAAAACAAAAAGUAACAGAAAGAAGAAGCAGCCCUUUACUCAGAAGGAAGGAUGGAACAAUGGUCUGCUCAUUGAAGAAAAGAUUAAUUGAGAUGACAGAAUCAUCAGUUGGUAGCAGUUCUCCAGGAUCAGGCCCAAGUUCUCCAUGUAAUGGUCCUACAAGAAAUACAGAGAAUGAAACAUCAGUAUUGCCUUUGAAUUCCUCAGCCGAGGUUCCACAACACUGCAUUCUCAUCAAUGAAGAAUCAAUGAACCUUUUGAAUCUCUAUGCAUCUCCUUCUUUACCUAAUAUCACUUUAGGACUUCCAGCAGUACAACCACCACUCACAGUAUCAUCAUCAUUUGCAGAAAAACAAAAGAAUGAGAUGCAGUCCCCCAGAGGGACUAUCAGUUCACUUUCAAGUCCUCAGCCCAUUGUUCCAGAGGGAAAGCCAAACUAUAGCCAUCAGGCUAUCUUGCAACAUUUGCUAUUGAAGGAGAAAAUGAGGCAGCAAAAACUUCUACCCAGAGGUACAGGGCCUCUUCAUCCACAGUCACCAUUGGCAACCAAUGAAAGUGUCUCACCUGGCCUAAGAGCUGGACAUAAGUUACCUCGACAUAGGCCACUAAAUAGAACUCAGUCUGCUCCCCUCCCUCAGAGCACCUUGGCUCAACUUGUCAUUCAACAACAGCAUCAGCAGUUUCUGGAGAAGCAGAAACAGUACCAGCAGCAAAUUCACAUGAACAAAAUGCUUUCUAAGUCCAUAGAACAAUUAAAACAACCUGGCAGUUUGGAAGAAGCUGAAGAAGAACUUCAAGGAGAGCAUUUGAUGCAGGAAAAAGGAGCUGUCCCUGUUGGUGUCAGCAUUAGGGAUGACAGCAGUAGCAUUUCUUUGCACAACUUGGGACAACCUUUUGGAGCUGUGAAGGUGAAAGAGGAACCAAAGGACAGUGAUGAUGAUAUUCAAAAUCAGCAAAUGGAAUCUGGGGAGCAUUCUGCUUUUAUGCAACAGCAAGGAAAGGAAAGGACAGGACAUUUUGGCCUUGCUGAGCUAAAAGGGAAACAUAAGGAUAAGAAGAUGAACUGUCACAUUUCUGAGGCCCUGGAGCAUUUACAGCAACUGCAAGUGUACCAGGCUCAGACGCCUACAAUUGGCACGAUGCAUGUAGAUGAGCACCAGCCUAACGCCAGGACACAGACUUCCCUGACAACUUGUGUAUUACCUCACCCAACCAUGGAUCAGUCUAUUCAACAAACCUCCAUGACGGGUGUUGCAUAUGACACACUAAUGUUGAAGCACCAGUGUUUGUGCGGCAAUUAUGCCAACCACCCUGAGCAUGCUGGAAGAAUACAAAGCAUUUGGUCAAGGUUGCAAGAAUGUGGGCUGUUAAACAAGUGUGAGCGGAUUCGAGGUCGAAAAGCCAGUUUGGAAGAAAUACAGCUGGUUCACUCCGAACAUCAUUCACUGCUCUAUGGCACCAGUCCCCUGAACAGACAGAAGCUGGACCCCAGGAAAAUCCUAGGCAGUGCACCUCACAAACCUUUUUCGUUGCUACCCUGUGGGGGUCUUGCUGUGGACAGUGACACCAUUUGGAAUGAGCUGCAUUCGUCCGGUGCUGCACGCAUGGCUGUUGGCUGUGUCAUCGAAUUGGCUUCCAAAGUAGUCUCAGGAGAGCUGAAGAACGGUUUUGCUAUUGUGAGACCCCCAGGCCAUCAUGCUGAAGAAUCAACAGCCAUGGGGUUCUGCUUUUUUAAUUCGGUUGCAAUUACUGCCAAAUACUUGCGAGACAAGCUAAAUAUAGGCAAGAUAUUGAUUGUAGAUCUGGAUGUUCACCAUGGCAACGGUACACAGCAGGCUUUUUAUUCUGACCCCAGCAUCCUGUAUGUCUCCCUCCAUCGCUAUGAUGAAGGCAACUUCUUCCCUGGCAGCGGAGCCCCAAAUGAGGUUGGAAGUGGCCCUGGUGAAGGUUAUAAUAUAAAUAUUGCUUGGACAGGUGGCCUAGAUCCCCCCAUGGGAGAUGUGGAGUACCUCACAGCAUUCAGGACAGUGAUUAUGCCAAUCACCUCUGAGUUCAACCCUGACUUUGUAUUAGUAUCAGCUGGCUUUGAUGUUGUGGAAGGACAUGAACCUCCUCUAGGCGGGUACAAGGUGACAGCUCAAUGUUUUGGUCACCUCAUCAAAGAGUUGUUGACACUGGCAGGUGGUCGCAUGGUGCUAGCCCUGGAGGGAGGACAUGAUCUUACUGCCAUCUGUGAUGCAUCAGAAGCUUGUCUAAAUGUUUUACUGGGAAACGAGUUGGAACCCAUCUCUGAAGACAUCCUUCAUCAAACACCUAAUGUGAAUGCAAUGGUUUCAUUGCAAAAAUCCACUGCAAUUCAUAGGAAGUACUGGAAGUCUGUGAAGCCUUACAUCGUGCCAGUUAGCUGUAAGCUGGCUGAAACUCAAGAGAAAGAGGAGACAGAGGCAGUCUCAGCCAUGGCCUUACUUUCAGUGGAUGUUGAGCAGUCUUUUCUACCAGGACAUGGCAGAGUUGCUGGCGAGCCUAUGGAAGAAGAGUCAGCCUUGUGAAGUGCCAAGUCCUCCUCUGACAUUUCCUGCCAAUCCUGUGCUACACUUUUAAGAGAAAUAAGCAAAAGAGACAUUCCUGAAGUUUGCUGGAAAAUCUAGUACUUUUGCAGAUUAUUUUUUCUUUUGGAGUUGGCAUGUCAGUUAUUCUCUUCCACUGAAUCCCAUUGAAGCUUGGAACUCAGUAGCAAGUUUCUGAGAGGUAUCUCCUGUUAUUUAUUUUCUUCUCUGAUGAAUAGUAAGAUUAUGCCACAAGUCCAUGUGGAUUCAUGAGUGUUACUGAAGAGCUGUGCCUUUUGCUGAUAAUGAAUGCUUAAACUCUUACACAUGUUGCCUUAUUGUCACAGAAAAGGAAGGAGUAUGAGGUGUUUUUGGGGGGGUUGCAAAUAACAAUAGAAAAACUAUCUCACUAAAAUCUUUCUCUCAAGACACACAUAAAUGCUUUCUUUUGUUGUUGACACAGACAUACACAUCUGUACUACAAACCUAUACAAACAGAGAAAAUAGUGUAUUAUUUACUGUUCCCCAUUCUAUUUUACAGUAUCUGAUACUGACAUUCCUUUGAUCGGCAAGCAACAAUAUUCUUUUAUACAUUUUCCAAGCUCAAAGAAGAUAUUAAAGCCAUAAGUGAACAUUGUCAUGCUUUUUAUUCAGAAAUCUGAAAGAGACUUUAAUUAAAACAAGGUUCAGGGAAAGCCAGAAUAUGAAAGAUAUAAAACAAUGUGGUUUCAGUUAUAGCAGAUGCAAACCUGUAAAUCAAAGAUGAAAGAUUUCACUCAAAUAGAAUUAUAUAAUUUUCUUUUGUUAUACAGAUGGAUUGCAUUCCCCCCUCCAAAGUGUUUUAGUUUGUUUACAAUUAAUAUUUUAAUGUGAAAGACUUUUUACUAUUCAUAUGGAAAUUGUCUGAUAUAAUUUGGAAAUCUGAGUAGUGUUUCAAGUAUGAAACUGCAGGAGAAAUUCACUAGAUUCAUUAUCAAAUUAUAUUUUGUUAUGAAGUGAGAUGGAUACCUACUAUUAAUUAUUGGAAAGAUAAUUUAUCAUUCAGUUCCUGUGUUCAUGAUUAAUGAUAUUCUGAAGACAUUAAACUAUCCAAGUGUCAAUACAGAAUUUUGUCCUUUGAUGCAAAUAAGAUUACAUUUGUCAAAAAGGUAAUAUAUUAUGAACAUUUUUCUAAAGAAUCCUGCAUGAAAAAUUAUUUUGCCUAUCUAAUAGUUAUCCCAUUAAUUAUGCUUCAUGAAAAAAAUCACUGCAUCUGAAAUUGUUUAUUAUGUCACUUGAUUUUUUCAUGUCAUAUUUUAAAUGGGAGUACUAGAAAUGAUCUGCUUUCUAAUAUUAACAUUGUUAAUAUUUCAAUUUCAAGACUGUGUAAAAAUUAACAAUUGAAGAAUGAGCAAUCAAGAUUUGAUUGAUUUCUUUCUGAAUUUAUAGUAAGAAAAAUAUUUAUUUCAGAUACAUCACAUUUAAACUGAAUACAAAUGAUUUUGAAAAUUUGAACCUGAAAGCUUGCACAGCAUUAUUUGGAAUUAUAUCUUAUUAAGCUCCAUGGAUAUUCCUUUUGAGCAAACAUGCAUGGUUCUGACUUGAAAUUAAAUUUAACUUUUAAUUUAUUGCAAGGUUUAUGCGAUACAACCUUAUUUUCUGGUAUAAACAGAGCAAAACCAAAAUGACAGUUUCAAUCACCUACCAAGAAGAGUGGAAAACUUUGUGAUUAUCUUUAUAUAGAGAUGAUAUAAUAGCUGAUAAUAAGUAUUUUAACUAAUUUUACAUGCUCUCAGUUCAUUUUAUAGAGCUUAUAUAUAUCACCUUAUAGUAAAUAAAGGAUUUGUUAGAGAACAAUAUGUUAAUUAAAAUGGGAGCAAAAAAGACACUGAUAUAAAACUUUGUUUUUCUUUUUUGCAGUUAAAAUCUUAUAAUAAAUUUAGUACUUUAAAGACUGAGACAGGGAUAAUUCAUUCAGUGUGUGUGUGUGUGUGUGUGAAAGAAAGAGACAGGUAUCUUAAUAGAAAGAUCUUAUGCUAUAGCAUUAUUGAUGAUCAUCAGUAAUUAACCUUCGAUUUGAAGUUUCAAUGUUAAUGAUGAUUCAAUUAAACCAUCUCUUAAAACUUUUACAACUGAAUUGCUUACUAAGGACCUUUGAAUUUAUCUGGAAAUUCAAGAGUCUUCUGCUUGGACACUCAUACAGUUUUACCAAGUAAAAGCUUUAAACUAACUUGAUUCAAUUAGUUUUUGCCUGAUUUAUACAUGUCUAAUCACUAGGAUGAACCUAGGAUACAUCUGGCAGAAAUCUAGAAAAGUCAGUGAGAUCAAGAUGUGCUGGCAGUAAUUUUAAAGUAAUGGAAGCCAAUAUAUGCAUUUCCACUUCUUAUUUAUGAUGCACUAAAUACUUCACAGUAGUUUGCCAAACUAUAAGAAUAGGAUUCUAUAUAACUGUAUAUACAACUGUUUGAAAUGCUGAUCUCUAUAAAUGUGACAUUCCAAGUUAAUGCAUUUGGCACAGGAAAAAUUAGAAUGACAAUAAUUGCUGUAAAAUAUUGUAUGGAUUUCCUUUGAGCAGAAUGGAGAUCCAACAUCCAAAAAAGAAUGGAAAAUGGUUUAAUUUAAUUUAUUUUUAAUUAGACUUUAAUUAUAGUUGGUGAAACAUUCUCCAUGUAUUUAAUUAUUUUUUCUAUCUAUCACCUUAAAAAAAUUAGUUUGGUGAUAAUUCCUGGAUAAGUUGAAGGGCACAUUCCAAGCUUUUGAAGAUCCCAUACAAUGAUGGCCUCUUUAGUUGGGAGCUCUUAACUGCAUCCAUAUGUUUUUCAUUAUUUUUUUCUAAAUCAUGAAAGUAUUAAAAUGUUUAGAGAUCUAGUUUACCAAUAAGAUUAAUCUGUCUAUAAAUAUACCAAUUCUAUCUGACUGGGAGAGUCUAGAAUGGAAUUAUGAUGAAGGGGAAAAAAUUAACACCAUCCCCUGCCACUACAAUUUCUCCUUCAUAUCUUUGUAUUAUGUGCAAGUCUUAUGAGAUAGAGGCUAAAAGUGGAAAGAAAUUAUAAUGUCACAUAUUUAUCACAAAAUCUAGAAAAAGUGGUGAAUACUAGGAAGGAAAUACUAGUCUAGGAGAAGGGGCAUUUAGCAGAAAAUGGUUGUAGUUUACCCCAUAAUCAUUCAGUUUCAAAAGUAACUUAUCAUUGUGAUCUUGAGACAGAUGUUCAGAACUCCUAAAGCAGGGGUUUCCAAUUUCGGCAACUUUAAGACUUGUGGACUUCAACUCCCAGAAUUCCUCAGCCAGCUUUGCUUUGCUGGCUGAGGAAUUCUGGGAGUUGAAGUCCACAAGUCUUAAAGUUCCCAAGUUUGGAGACCUGUCUCCUAAAGAAACUAAGUCAAACCAAUUUUGCUGUGCUCUGGCUACUAUAUGACAUUCUUAUCACUUCACAGGAACCAAUUCAUGGAUCCAUUCACAUAAUAUAAUAUAAUGAAGAGGAUUAAGUAAAUCUUUAGUCUUUGUUCUUUAUUCAUGCACACACAGAAAUGAAAUAUGAACCAUUUUAGGCAGGAAAGGAAAACUCAUGCAGUAAUCAGAUAAAAUUGAUGCACCAGGUUCCCGCUAUACCAGAAUUAGAUGAAUUCCUGAUGCUUUCAUUCAAGAACAUUCCUAUAUUCAGUUAAUCUACAUUCAUCUGUUACCUCUUUAAAUAAGUAUUAUUUAAAAGCAUAUGCAUAUUUAUAUAUCGUAAAUGCAUUUCAUCAUGUCAAAGUAGGCAUUUCUGAAUAUAGUUUGGCUAAAAUUAGAUAAUUUUAAUCUGAAAACUGCUUCAUAAUACAACAACGUGAAAUUUGAAUCGUAAAUUAAAAAAUACAGAAAUACAAAAUACUUAUAAUUAAAUACAAGACCAAUAAACCCUUCAUGAUAAGUUACUGGCUUGGAGAACUGUUCCCUCAUCAAAAAUGUAUAUGUCUUUAAAUGAGAGGAAACUAUAUUAAAGUUUUGCCAUAACAUGUAUGGCAGAACAAUCUUAAAGGAAAUAAUGUUUCAUAUCCAAAUACAUAGCUAAAACUUCUUUUAACUUAUCAAAUUCUUUAAAAUGUCAAUAAUUUUGGCAGAAUGAAAUCUAAAUUUAACAAAUAUUGUUAAUGAUGGAAAUCAACAAGGUUUUAACGCAGUUUGAAGUGAUGUGGAAGGGAUACAUGAGUUCCUUUUUAUUACUUGAUAGUUUUCAAACAAGUCUGAUUCGUAGUUUUGAAAAUUCCCAUCCACCCAAAAUCAAGUAAAACUGGGAUGAGAUGGCAGAACACAAGCAGUUCCAAUUUUGUGUCAGUUCUGAAAAUAAAGCUAGCACUUAUUCCAGACAUAAAAAAGUAAUGUUGAAAUUGAAUACUGUGAAGAACCUAAUAGUUUGCUUUUUAUUUUAAAAUAAAUGUUUUUCAUCUAAAACCAAUGGGAUCAACCAAUGGAAAAACAAUAGGAUCUACUUUUUCCCAGCAGUUUGACUAAUUUUGAAACACAGAUGCCUUCAUUAAAGUCUUUCUGCAUCACAAUAUUCCUCCUGGCCACAUACUGAAAUUAAAACAUCAGCAAAUCCACAUAACUGAUCUUGCAAAUAGAAUCUGUUUAAACCAUCAAACAUAGAGCUUUAAUGCUCUAUGAGCUGUAAUGGCUAAGAAUCUCUAAAAUGAGAUUAAGAGGUGGUCUUAAAAAUUGGAACUCUAGAAAAUUCCAAAUUUUUACCAAAUUCAAUGUGGUAAAAACUCAUCUAUCACUGAUCAUCUUUCCGUAGACUUUCAUUAAGUUGCAACAUUUUUUAAAAGGUAUCUUUGUCUUUGUUGCAAUUCAAUCUGUUGCAAUACUGUUUUAAAUACAAUCCCACAUAAAAAGAAGAAAAUCCAUAUAUUAUGUGAAAGUUACAACAUUUCUGCUUGAAAGUGAUCCUAUUUUACUUCAUAAUUAAUUUUUCUCCCAUUUCAGGAAUAAUGUUUAAAGAGCUCCCAUGGAGUUAUUUACAACAUAGUAGAAAGAGAUUUCAGCCUGUAUUUCUCUCCAAAGCUGUCAUUCAUGUUAAUGGCAGGUUUCUCUUCAAAUGCCAUUACUUCAGCCUUGGUCAGUCAACUGCAGUUAUGAUUUUGACAAUAAAAUUAGGAUUCAUUCAAUGUCUCCAUAUUUUAUCGUCUAAUUGGUUGGAAUUUUUCAAUGCCAACAAAACAUUCUGAUCAUACAAGUCAAGGAUCAUGCAAAACAAUCAGGUUGAUACUGAGGACUAUAUUUAGGUUUGUUCUGCAUUUAGGUUUCUUCCAAAAUCCCAAAGAAUCUGAGAAUACAGAGGUGUAGUUCCAGAACAUCUGGAAGGUACCAGAUCGAGGUAGGGUGUAUGAUGUUGAUAUGAAGAAGAUGAUUCAUGAUAAGUACCUGAAUGCAUCCAGAAAAUAAUUUAAAGUGUUCAUAAACUUUUUACAUUGGAAGUAUGUAAGGUCUGGAAUUGCUUGAAGUUGCCUUCAAACAGUUUUUUUUUAAGUUCCUUUGGUCUUGUGUUUUCUAUAAUUAUUUGGCUCUGCUCUCAUUCUUGUGUGCAGUAAAAAGCCUGUUUGAAAUAAGAUCAGUGUGUGUGUAUAUGUGUGUGUGUGUAUUGAAAUAGAAGUUUCGGAAGUAGUAUCUGAACAUGCCACCCUCGUUGAAUCAAAGGAAUUUGGCUAUUAAAACAUGAAGACACUGAGCACCAAGUGCUAGAGUGCACUGAAAAAAGAAUAAGCCACAAGCAUUAAUAUGAAAAUAAUGACACAUGUCACCCUGAAACCACAGAACAAUUCAGAGUAACUUCAAAACUGAUUCUAUGCUGAACUUUGUUCAUUUGCCAGUUGUUGUUUCCAAGCCUAUUUUUUUUUCUUCAUUUAAAAAAGGGGGACACAUCACAGGAUCAUCUUGCACACAAUACACUAAAUUUGCAAAUGUUUGGUGAGAAAGUACAAAAAUUUGUUAAAGCUAACUCCCUAAUCUGGCAGCGGUUCCUUCUAAUCUCAUAUUGUAACUGUAUGCAGUUACUCAAUAGAGAAAAAUAUUAUUUCAAUGACAAGAAAGAAUUCUACAGACCAGGAGAAGUACUGUCAUUGAGAUAUCUAAAACAGAACUGUGUAUCCUUCCUUCUAAAAAAAUUUCACAAAAUCUCAAAAACUCAUGAGAUAUGAUCAAAUUUAUACAAAUUUUAGAUUUCAUGAAUGGCACAAGUUCUUAUAUGAACACAUAAAUUUCUCAUGAAUUCGUAAGGUAAGAAUGGUUAUAAAAAUCACAUCAAGUUUUAGCAGUUUAUGUGUGUGUGAGAGAGAGAGUGUGUGAGUGUGUGUGUAUGUGUGCAUUGCUAACAUGGAUAUAUAUAUGUGUGUGUGUGUGUGUGUGUGUGUGUGUGUGUGUGUGUGUAUUCACAUUCCACAGCCAACAGAGAAAUGAUUAAAGAAUAAUUUCACAACAUUUGGAAGAUUUUAUUUUAUUUUUAUUAAUGAGGGUUUGUUUGGGGCUAGAGAGCGGAUAAGACUAAGCAGGAAAUGAAGAACACAAACUCCAGUAAAACAAGGCCUCUGCAAGCUAUGAAACUAAAUUAAAUGAAUCACUGGAAUUUCACAAUAUCACUAUUCUUAGAUUUGAUUGUGUGUGUGUGUGUUCUUUGUCUUAAAAAGGAAAAUAAUGCCAUCAUGCUCUGACAGACCAGGGAGGGAAAUGUGUGGGCAUUCAAAUGUUGCUUGUCUAUUAAUUCCAUCAUCCCUCACCACUUACCAUGAGGAACUUCCACAACUAUUACAGAGGCCAUCCUUGUACAGAAGAUCAAUAGCAAUUGAUUUGUUAGAUUUCUCUUUUAUUGUCAUUAACCACACCAUUGGUUGGCUAUUAUUUUACUAUGUUAAAUAUUGCCAAAUAUUACAUGAAGCUAAGUAUGCCUUUGUGUAAGUAGCAGUUAAUUUUAUUUUUAACCUGUAUAUCAUUAGUUAAGAGCAAGGAUCAGAGUGAGAAUGCCUUUCUCUUAACUCUGCAGGAAUCAGAUUUACACCCAGAAAUACAUUUCAGUUUACUGCAACUAUAUCCUGCCUGUAACACUCUAUAGAUACAUGAGUUUUCUGUUCUUUCACCUAUGGCACAUGUCAAAACUUCAAUUAAUCUUAUAAUAUUCACAAGCAUUAGCUUCUGAUCAAUACUAUAAAAUAAACAUCCAUUGGUAUCCUUAAAUAGUAGCCUUCCAAUUCCCUUCUAUCUAGGCCAACAACGCUUUUAUAUAUAGUACUAUCAUUUUUGUUAUUAUUAUUAUUACUGUAGUGUUAUCCUGCUUCUAUCUAUCUGUAUCAACGUGGUAAACAUACAUAAGACUCCUGUCUCCUAUUUUCCCCAAAACAAUAACCAUGUGAAGUAGGUUUUCCAGAGAGAGAAUGAGUGCCCAAAGCUAACCAGCUGUCUUUCCUGCCCAAGGCAGACCUAGAACUCAGUCUCCUGAUUUCUAGGCCAGGACCUGAACCAGAGUGGCUGUUUAGGCUCCCAUUCUCAAAGGUGUAUAAUUUACUCAUAUCUAUUACUAGUUUUUCAUAUAAAAAUACAAAAACAACUUGUCUGGAUAAUUUAAGUACAUAGCAAAACCUCUGCAAAUGUUAUUGAGAUCACUGGAACAACUUCGUAAAUUGGAAUAGUAUUAUAGCUUAACUUUCUUCUUAGUCUCAUUGUAUAUCUGCAAACUGAAUCUGCAAUCAUAUGUUUUUCAUUAUUCUUGGUGCACCCUGCAUGCUAAAUGUGCAUUUCCUAAAAUAAACCUCUUUGAUAAGUCCCUAAUGAAAA